Molecule: messenger RNA, 1849 nt
Organism: Tarenaya hassleriana
Lineage: Eukaryota; Viridiplantae; Streptophyta; Magnoliopsida; Brassicales; Cleomaceae
Product: serine/threonine-protein kinase AFC1
Exons: 12
Coding region: 172-1566 (464 amino acids)
Biological process (GO): protein phosphorylation
Cellular component (GO): nucleus
Molecular function (GO): ATP binding; protein kinase activity
Source: RefSeq, a predicted model, not a curated record
UUUUCCAAUUCUCCGAAGAUAGAUAGAUCCCCCAAAUUUGAAGAUUGUUAGGGUUUCGAAUUUACGAAUCUUAUCUCUUAUUCGAUUCGAAUUCAUCCCCCUCAAAAUCUCCCUUCUCCUUUUCCAUAUCCGUGUUUGGAUUUCGGCUGUGGGUUCGCAUUUAUAAGCCUUAUGCAAACCUGUGGGUAUCGUGAGAAAGGUAAUUCGAUCGUGAUGAACUUGGAAACUCAACGGAUUGUUGAAUUUCCCCAUAAUAAUGCCGAUAAUCGGCCGAGGAAACGGCCGAGAUUAGCUUGGGAUGCGGCGCCGAUUCUUCCUCUACCUAAGGUACUUCUACCUCCAGUAUAUUACUGUCCGGAGUUUGCGAGUGGAGCAAUUCCCAGCUAUGUUUACACAAACAUGUUCUAUGGUGGCUUUCCUCGUCAUGGCUCUCCUCCAUGGAGGCCAGAUGAUAAAGAUGGCCAUUACGUCUUUGUGAUCGGAGAGACUUUGACUCCACGAUAUCAGAUUCUCAGCAAAAUGGGUGAAGGUACGUUUGGGCAAGUAUUGGAAUGUUUUGAUAAUAAAAACAAAGACGUGGUGGCUAUUAAAGUCAUACGGUCUAUUAACAAGUACCGUGAAGCUGCAAUGAUAGAGAUCGACGUGCUGCAAAGGCUUGCAAGGCAUGAUAUCGGUGGCACUCGUUGUGUGCAAAUACGGAAUUGGUUUGACUAUCGUAAUCAUAUAUGUAUUGUAUUUGAGAAGCUUGGACCAAGCUUAUAUGAUUUUCUCCGCAAAAACAACUACCGUUCAUUUCCCAUUGACCUUGUCCGGGAGCUUGCCAGACAACUUUUGGAGUCUGUAGCAUUUAUGCACGAUUUACGGCUGAUUCACACUGAUCUGAAGCCAGAGAACAUUCUUCUAGUUUCACCAGAAUACGUCAAAGUGCCUGAUUAUAAGUUUCUGUCACGAUCCACAAAAGACGGCUCCUACUUCAAGAAUCUACCCAAAUCAAGUGCCAUCAAGCUCAUUGAUUUUGGAAGCACAACAUUUGAGCAUCAGGAUCACAGUUACAUUGUAUCAACCAGACAUUACCGUGCACCAGAAGUUAUCUUGGGUAUUGGAUGGAAUUAUCCAUGUGAUUUAUGGAGUGUGGGUUGCAUACUCGUUGAACUUUGCUCGGGAGAGGCACUUUUCCAGACACACGAGAACUUAGAGCAUUUGGCUAUGAUGGAAAGGGUACUUGGACCAUUACCAGCACAUAUGGUGCUUAGAGCCGACCGUCGGGCCGAGAAAUACUUCAGGCGAGGUGGCAAGUUAGAUUGGCCAGAAGGUGCAACAUCAAGAGAAAGCUUAAAAGCAGUCUGGAAACUUCCCCGGUUGCCGAACCUGAUAAUGCAGCAUGUGGAUCAUUCGGCGGGGGAUUUGAUAGAUCUGAUACAAGGGCUGCUUCGAUAUGAUCCGACAGAGAGGAUAAAGGCAAGAGAAGCAUUGAGCCAUCCAUUCUUCACCAGAGGCAGGGAUCAUGGUAUUCCGUACAAUCCCAACCCUCAUCCAUUUCUAUAUAACCAAUACCACAAGAACUGAGUUCGAACACACAAAGGAAGAAACAAACAGCAGAUGAUGUUUGGAUAAAUCUGCAGUUUGUUUCUGCGUUUUUUUCUCUUCACCCUCCUUUUUGGGUCUUGUAGUAGAUCUAUAUUUAAUGUAUAGAAAUGAAGAAAGAGAGGUUUGUGCCUUUUUUUUUAUUUUUUUCUUUUUUCUGUGUAUUUUCCGACCACGUCGGCGGUGGUUUGACGGCGGUUUCAGAGGGGAUUAAAGUCACACCUCAAAUUCGUAGUUUUUUUUUUUUUGUUUGUGUUGAUGGGUU